This is a messenger RNA of Lichtheimia ornata, 669 nucleotides long. RefSeq names its product ribosomal protein S4. Bases 1 to 669 code for a protein of 222 amino acids. NCBI's taxonomy places the organism in Eukaryota, Fungi, Mucoromycota, Mucoromycetes, Mucorales, Lichtheimiaceae. The record is from RefSeq and is a predicted model, not a curated record. Gene Ontology annotation, cellular component: mitochondrial small ribosomal subunit. Gene Ontology annotation, biological process: positive regulation of translational fidelity. The transcript is spliced from 2 exons. Gene Ontology annotation, molecular function: structural constituent of ribosome; rRNA binding.
AUGAAGAAACCCAUUUACUCGUUAACGCGCAAAUUGGGACGCAUGUCCUGGAACAAAUACAACCUCUACAACAUUGCAAACAAGCGACUAGUCGAUUUGAGCAAACUUACCCUCUUUCAACAAAAAUGGAUCGCCAAACGAGAGACACGAGCCUAUCACGGUGACGAGGUCACUGAACGCCAAUUCAAAGCCAAGUUCUUCAAUUCCAAGCUUCCUACCAUCAACAGUGGCUCUACACAAAAGCCACACCCACCUGUUUCCGUAUUGACCUUUGCUGAACUCGAACGACGUCUUGAUUUUAUUGUUUUCCGUUCCAACUUUGCAUCAUCAGUCUACGCUGCUCGACAACUAUGUGUUCAUGGAAAGGUUAAAGUCAAUGGCAAGAAGCUUGCUUUCCCAUCACACAAGGUCAAGGAUGGCGAUGUCAUUUCAGUGGAUCCCAAUGCUAUUCAAAUGUUGAAGGGUGAAAAGGGCACCGAGCUUGAAUUCGAACCUAAGCCAUUCUCUCAACCUUUCCUAUUCGUCCCUGAAUAUCUUGAAGUCAAUUACAAAACUUGCCAGACCGUUUUCUUACGAUCACCCAUCUCUCGACCAGGUCGCUCCGAAAUCCCAUCUCCUUAUCCUCCAGAAUUACAUUCUUUGGCUUACGAAUAUUAUGCCAGUAAAUAA